AAAGGGAGGCACCAACUUUCGUGACCUCUCUACAAAAUAAAAACCUCAUCUCAUCGUCUUCUGUCUUCUUUCUUUUCUAACCCAUUCAUUCAUUUUCACGGACCUUAAAAAGUAAGGGAAAACCCCUUCUCCUCCACCUCCACCUCCACCCCCAAAUAAUAAUAUUAUUAAUAAUAAACUUAUUAUUCAUUUACAACACACACACGCUCACGCACACAUUAAAUUUAAAAACACUCGAAUAAUUUUAUCCCUCUCUUCUCUGGGGUUUCUGUUUGGAUUCUUGUAAAAAUGGCGAAGAAAAGAAAGUCAGACGCUACGCGCCUCGACGAGGUCGAUCGAACCAUGUACACCACCUUUUGCAGCGCCGCCAACUCUCUCUCCCAACUCUACACCCAGGCUAUGAACCAUCAGCGCCUCUCCUUUCAAGCCGGCGAACGUCAGGGCCUGGAGAAAAUUUACCAAUGGAUUGUAAGGCAGCAAGAGGAAGGGUCAAGAGUGACAACACCAGAUAUAGUUGCCUACUUACAGAAUGAGCUGGAUUAUGGAGCCGAGGAACCUCCAAUGUCUCCCAGAAUGCUACUUCAGCAACAGCACUUACAAAAUGCAAUGCACUCGACCAAUCUAGGGCCAACCGCUCCAGCUGCUCCCACUCCUGUUGGACCAGGAGUACGCUGGGGGAAUCCUGAUCAGCAAGCUAAAAACUCGGUUUUCUCUAAUGCUCUGUCUAGCCCGGUUCGCCAAAGCCUUCAACCGUAUCACCUUGCUGCGCAGGGAAGUUACCAUUCAACUAAUCCAACUAAUGUCCUGACAUGUGGAAAUGGACCUCGUAGUAACAAUGAGGGGAACCAUCAUCAUCACCAAAACAGGGACACCAACUCUCCCAUGUCGAAUGAUUCCUUGGAUAUGCAUGCAGAUAGUCCGGAUUCUGGGUUUCCUCGCUGAGUUUGGUUCUAUGAUUGAAAUAAAUAGAAGAAAAGAAAGUAUAUGAUAAAGAAAAUGUGUUUGUUUUGUGAUGGAAAAUUAUGUUUGUAGUGCUGAACUUGAAUUCAUAGAAAAUUUGAACAAUUUCAUUCGCUA
Molecule: messenger RNA, 1077 nt
Organism: Cannabis sativa
Lineage: Eukaryota; Viridiplantae; Streptophyta; Magnoliopsida; Rosales; Cannabaceae
Exons: 3
Coding region: 289-942 (217 amino acids)
Source: RefSeq, a predicted model, not a curated record